This is a messenger RNA of Cavenderia fasciculata, 3762 nucleotides long. RefSeq names its product autophagy protein 6 (gene atg6A). The record is from RefSeq and is a predicted model, not a curated record. The transcript has 9 exons. Bases 1 to 3762 code for a protein of 1253 amino acids. Gene Ontology annotation, biological process: cellular response to nitrogen starvation; autophagosome assembly; autophagy. NCBI's taxonomy places the organism in Eukaryota, Evosea, Eumycetozoa, Acytosteliales, Cavenderiaceae. Gene Ontology annotation, cellular component: phosphatidylinositol 3-kinase complex, class III, type I; phagophore assembly site; phosphatidylinositol 3-kinase complex, class III, type II.
AUGAUUUGUUUGUCUUUGAUUAUUACAACCUCUUCUUUAUCAUCAUCUUCUUCUUCUUCUCCACUCAUAGUACUAAUAUUUGAGAUGUAUAAUAUAAAUAGUAACAAUAACAAUAAUAAUAAUAAUAAUAAUAGUAGUAAGAAUAUUAAUAUAAAGAACAAGAAUGAUGAUCAACAACAACAACAACAACAACAACCAUUACAACCAUCAUCUGAUUGGGUGAUGGUAAAUGAUCAGUAUAGGCAGCAACAGACUACUACUACCUCUACUCCGACGACACAUACAACAAGUAAAUCUAUACCAAUCCCAACUGUAAAUAAUAACAAUCAUACCAAUAUAUUCUCAACUACUCCGUCAUCAACAUCAUCUAUUACUACGUUUAUACAAAAGACAUUUUCAUCGUCUUCAUCACCUCCGAAUCAUACAACCGUCGGAUUUAAUACAAUUCAACAGAAUCUUGAACAUACCAAUAAGAAUACAUCAACCAAUACUAGUCCUAUAUUGGCAUCUACUCGAAUACCAACGACGACGAAUACAUCUUCGUCUUCGUCAUCAUCAUCGAAUCCAAUACCAAUACCAUCGCUGAGAAAGAAUAGUGGAAGUAGUUUUAAAUUGGACUCAUUUUUAAUGGGAAUACAUCAUCAUAUUGGAUCACCGUCAUCAUCAUCACCUACACCAUCACCUAUUGACAAGGAAGCAGCGUAUCAACAACAACUCAAUAGUGUAGUGACACUAGAGCAUCCACAUCCAUCACCGGCAUCUCUCAAUACUACUACUACUACAUCGCUGAGUUCAAGUCAAGAAAAGAGAUGUAAUUAUUGCCAAUCAUCUCGAGUCGUUGUAAACGAUCACAAUAAUGUAAUAACAAAUAAUCUAAAUAAUAUAGCCUUUUCACCAUCAACUACAAACGCUAUUCAAGGUUUUGCUAAUCAAGGUUUCAAUAAUAAUAAUAUUGAUAAUAAUAAUGGUUUUGGUAAUUUAAAUGGAUCAUCGACAAUACUUUCAACUUCACCAACUACAUCUGCUGUAUUAUCAGGACAAAAACAACAAUUGAUUCAAAGACAUUUACAUCAUCAUCCUGCAAUUGUCGAGCUGGCAAUGAAUGUUGAAAUGUUGCAACAAUAUAAAAUGCAACAACAUGUAGUGUCGGUGAGUCAGCAACCUCUCAACAGUCUCGAUGUAUCACAAGAAUCGCUCAUUUCGGCAUACAACUCUUCAGAACACUAUUCAUCAGUCUAUUACAAUAUUUUGACACAAUUGGAUCUCGUCGAUCAACGGCCUAGUCAAUACCAAAGCCAUCUCAACGAGAUUGAUAAUUUUCUUCAACAAUUGGAAAAGUUUUCUCAAGGUUUAAACAUUCAAAUAUUUAAUAGACUUGGUGAUAAUAUUAAACUCAUCUAUGAUCAUCUUACCUUGAUUAAAAAUGAUUUAAUUGAUAUUCAAAGAAAUAAUAUUUCAUCUGUACAAUUCAAAGGAUAUUUAACAAUUACAAAUCAUACAUUAAAUAAUUUAGAUAAAUCAACUCAACAAUUUACUUUAAAGUUUUUACAUUCAAUUACACCAUUCAUGUCAGUACCAGCUGUAUUAUUUAAUGAUACACUCAAGAAAUACGCAAAAAUUACGAUCACCAAACAUAAACUUACACCUCUUGGAUGUGAAUGGAAUAUUACUUUACAAUUUGAAAGAAAUUUUAUGGAUGUAAUUAAAUAUUGUGAUCCAAUUAAAUCUAUCACUAUUCUUGUAUAUCAUUCAUCAUCACAAACACCACAAUAUUUCCAUGUUAAAAACAAACCGAUUAUUAUUAGUGAAGAGAAACAAUUUAUUGGAUCAGUAUCACAUUUUUGUGUUGAAUUGAUACCACUACUUCAAAAGGUUGAUGGAUCCCUUACAUCUUCUUUGGGAGGAUUCUACAUGACCUAUCUUUAUCAUGUAUUCCAAAACAAACAAGAGAAUUUUCAAAAUUUGAAGUUGAUAGAUUAUGUUUAUUAUUUAAAAGCAAGAAAUCCAAAUUAUUUAAAAGAAGUUAUACCAAAUUUUAUAAAACAUUUAUAUUAUGAUCCAUUAUUCUUUCAUCUUUGGAAUGAAAGAUGUAUACAUUUUGUUUCAAUGAAAGAAUCAAUAGUUCCAAAUGAAUUUUUAGGUAGAUUAAUAUCAAACAAAUUUUCCUUUUUAAUAUCAUUUGACGAGAAGAAUUUCAUUGUAUAUUUUACAAGAGGCAUUUCUCAAACCAUACACACUGAACUAUUUACAACGAUUCAAGCAUUGAUAACAUUUAUUCAAUCCAAUCAAUUCAUUUCAAUUAUCAUUUACGCCAAGGAGAAUGAUGUUCAACCAAUUAGUUAUUUUAAUACUAUCAUCCCAUUAUCAGUAACAACUGUAGAACAACAAAAUUCAUCACUUGUUACUAUUCAACAAUCUCCAAGAGAUAGUAAUCAUUUAAAAUCUACGACUACAACAAAUGAUAAAUCAAUAACAUUAUGUGGACCUUGUAUAUCGUUGAUUAGAGAGUUUUUAGAGAAAUUAAAUAUAGAAACUCAAAGUGAAAAUGCAACCUAUAUUCAAUUUUUAAAGGAUAAUAGUAUUGAUAUUAAUACUAUAUUGACAACAACUACACCAGUCAUACCAACCAUUAAAUCAUCUCCUUUAACAUUUGCUUCAACAUUUUCACAAAAUAGUAGUAGUAGUGCUAGUGGUGGUGGUAGUAGUUUGAUAACCUCUGUAGAUUUAUCAAUUAUUAAAGAACAAGAUAGAAAAUGGGCACAAUAUACUUAUCAAGCUCUUGAUGAAGAAAUGGCUGCUAUGGAAGAAAUUGAAAAAGAAUUAAUGAAAGAAUAUAUGGGAUUAGAAGAUCAAAUGGAUGAUAUUGUAGAAAUGAGAAUUAAAUUGGAUGGAAUACAUAAAGAGAUUAGAGAAGAAGAGAAGAAACAUUAUAGUGAAGUCAAUCAAUUCUAUCAAGGUUACUUUUCAAUGAUUGACGAGAAGCUAUUGAUGGAAAGACAAAUAGCAUCGACUCGGGAGGAUAUUGAAAGCCUCUCUGAAAUCAAUCUAUUGCGUGAAUUGUUUCAAAUCAGUUUUGAAAAGGUCGAUGAACAUACUAUCGUUAAAAUCAACGAUCUACAUCUUGGUACACUACCUCCAAAACACAAGGUUGAAUGGGAUGAAAUUAAUGGUGCCAUGGGUUUAAUUGUAUUACUUGUACAUAUCAUUGCAAAACAAUUAAAUUAUAAUUUUAUAAAAUAUAAAUUAAUACCAAUGGGUAACAAACCUAUUAUUCAAUCGAAAUUUGAUAAAGAAGCAUACCCAUUGUAUGGUGGAGACGAUGUUUAUUUCAAAACAACGUUUAUGUUGUGGGGAAGAACUGAACAUAAAUUCGAUGUUGGACUGGAGGCUCUGUUGUCUUGUGUCAAUGAAUUGUGCAGUUUGGCAUUCACCAAAUACAAUUUACAGUUUGCAUUCAAGAUUGAUCGUGACAAAAUUGGAGGAAAGAAUGGACAUCAAUCGAUAAGAGUCAGUGGAAACACAGAAGUAAAUUGGACAAAAGCAUUAAAGUAUAUGGUUACCAAUAUCAAAUGUAUCAUACCUCAUUUGUCUAAAGAAUUAUCAUCAAAUACCCCAACUACAUCUUCAUCAAUCUUAUCAUCUUCCUCUUCAUCUGUUUUUAGUUCAUCAUCAUCCUCUACUAUAUUAUCUUCAUCUUCAUCUUCAAUUAAUAAUAAUAAUAAUAAUAAUCCUAUUAAAGAAGAAGAAGAAGUAAUAUUAUAA